Messenger RNA from Daphnia pulicaria, 7140 nucleotides. RefSeq names its product serine-rich adhesin for platelets-like. The record is from RefSeq and is a predicted model, not a curated record. NCBI's taxonomy places the organism in Eukaryota, Metazoa, Arthropoda, Branchiopoda, Diplostraca, Daphniidae. The coding region runs from base 1272 to 6764 and encodes 1830 amino acids. The transcript is spliced from 7 exons.
UAGAAUGUCAUCUCAUUGAACAAUGGAAGAACAAAAAAUACCGAUAAACAGCUAAUACGUGACAAAUCAUCUUUGCUAAGGAAAUUUUUUUGAUUGAUAGCGUACGUCUCGUACUUUCAUGUCAUGGGGUCUUAUGUAUAACGUAUCAAACGUAGUUGUGUAGUUGUAGAUUGAAAUGACAAAGGUUACAGACAGAUUUCGUUAUGCACUCUCUUCGAAAAUAUCACGUAUUUGUCUUUAAAAUGUAAAGAUUUACUGUCGUUAAAAUUAGACAUGGUUUGAUUCAUAUGCUUUAUGUCGUAAAUCUUUUAAGUCUUUGUUUAUAUAAAUAUCACACAUCAACCCAUUGAGUUUAACUCAGGGGACUCAACCUAUGAGACUAGACUUUAGGGAUUUACCCAAGAUUGAUAAUCAUUAUCCUGGUGUAGUAAAUCACCCAAAAACCAAAUCUUCGUUUGGCAUCACGUAUACGGGGUGACAAAAUAAAUUGAGUUGACAGAUGAUAAAAUUGAGAGAAAACGCUUUGACACUACUCGUUUACGUAGUUUAAGCGAUUCGAAAAGUCAUCGUCAACGCAGAAUCAAGUUUAUGGCCAACAGCUAGAGUUGUAAGCUUUAGCACACAAUAACAGACGUGUCAUAUCUUAUACAAUAGCAUUGCCAGUCUCACUGUCAUGGACAGUAUCUAAUCCUCCAAAUGUCAUAGUAAUUUUUAUGCGGUUCUGCCUUGUUGUUUUAGCAGAUUAAUCCAUUUAAGAACCAACAACGCGGUACCAUGAAAGAAUAUUUGCUUUAGUAAAAAAAAAAUAUGAUGGUGGUGAUAAUAUUGGAAGUAAAAAAAAAUAAUAAAAUCAACGUUGAGUGCAAAGAUCUUUGUCGCAGUUUCGCCACACGGGGAGGGGAUUGACGAUUUACAGUUAAACGUGUAAUAAACUACGUAAUCUGUACCGUAAUCUGGGGUGGAAUUUCGACAGGUGAUAAUUUUGUCAAUGCGAGGUUACAAUAUGCUCAUCAUUUCAGGUAACUGAAGCGUGUCGUGUGAAAAGAGCAAACUGCGACAGAACUGUGGCGUCAAAUGCUUAAAUGACGUCAUUCCGGCAUCUUUUGUCUGCCUCCCAUUGGUGCUGUCUUGGUUCGAUCAAGGCGACAAAAGGUUGACGAAGAUAACAUUCGACGCACAGAUUAAAAAUGCCGAUGUUUAUUUAAAUAGACGGGCGGUUCUGUCAACAACCAGAUCAGUAAUUUCCUAGUCGUCGAAAGCUAAAGUUCAAUAUGAAAAACUUCUUUUGGAUAAGCAAAUUCCUUUCAACUGCAUAUUUUGCGCUCCUGAUUUUAAUGCCCUAUUCUUACGCACAAGACAGUUCAUGUUUUGGAACCACUGUUUUUACUCCGCCUACGGUACCGUGUGUAGGCUGUUCGCCCUCAACCACUCCUACUCCUAUUUCUACGACACCAUGUGUUUCAACAACAAAUAAAAAUUCGACUACAGAACAGUCCAUGGUAACAACGACAGUUUUUACGCCUCCGACCGUACCUUGCAUUGGCCCCCUUUGCCCUACAACGCCAGCGACCACAUCAUCUACUAGUACUUCCGCAACGUCACCAGAUUAUUCUACAGAAGAAUCGUCGUCGUCGUCUUCGCCAAGCUCAGUAACCGAUAAGACAACAGAACCAACUGAUUUUACAGAGUCCUCUUCAGGUUCAUCGGAACAAGUAUCAACUUUAACAUCAACAGAUGUUACAUCCUCUUUUGCUUCUUCCACGGAACUUACGCCGAGUACGGACCCAGAAAUUUCGACGACCGAAAUUUCGACAAGCACCAUCACGGAUUCUACGACAGAUAUAACGACAACAGACUCAACAACAGAAACAAGUUAUUCGUCGGAGACCUCUUCUAUUUCUACCGACUUGCCAACUGAUGCGUCAACGGAAACAUCUUCCUUUAGUACCUCCACAGACCUUCCUUCUUCUAUUUCGUCAACUGAGCCGGAUUCCAGUACAGUAACCGAAACGUCGUCCACCGAUAUUUCAACUGAAUCAACAACACCUUUCGCAUCUUCUACUUCAUCGGAAUCGUCGUCGAUAACAGAAACUACCGAAAUUUUGACAACUGAUUCAACCACUGAUUAUCCAACUUCUACUUACUCGUCAACGGAUCCUUUAUCGAGUACGGUCACAGAAACAUCUUCGGAGAAUACUUCAACAAAGCAGUCAACAACAUCUUAUACUGAGUCCUCUCCUGGAAUAACAACCGAAACAUCAACAGAUACAGUCCCUUUUAGUUCAACCACAGAUUUUACUUCUAGUACAGUCACAGAAAUUUCAUCGACUGAAUUUUCAACUUCCGAUUCAUCUUCGUCAAGCACGAUAACUGACUCUUCUUCGCCGGAUAUUUCAACUCCUGAUUCGACAACAGAAACUUCAUCAGAGUCAACUCCGACUGACUUGACUACUGAAGUUUCCACAGAAACGUCCCCCUUUAGUACUUCUACAGAAGUUUCAUCUUCUAUUUCUUCCACAGACCCGGAUUCCAGUACAAUGACCGAAACGUCGUCGACCGACAUUUCAACUGAAUCGACAACACCUUUCGCUUCUUCCACUUCAUCGGAAUCUUCGUCGAUAACAGAAACUACCGAAAUUUUGACAACUGAUUCAACCACAGACCUUUCAUCUUCUAUUUACUCGUCAACGGAUCCUUCAUCGAGUACGGUCACAGCAACAUCUUCGGAGGAUACUUCAACCUUACAGUCAACAACUGACACUUCUUCACCUGAUAUUUCAACUCCAGAUUCGACAACAGAAACUUCAUCAGAGUCGACUCCGACUGACUUGAUAACGGAAGUUUCAACAGAAACUUCCCCCUUUAGUACCUCCACAGACCUUCCUUCUUCUAUUUCGUCAACUGAGCCGGAUUCCAGUACAGUAACCGAAACAUCGUCCACCGAUAUUUCAACUGAAUCAACAACAUCUUUCGCAUCUUCUACUUCAUCGGAAUCGUCGUCGAUAACAGAAACUACCGAAAUUUUGACAACUGAUUCAACCACAGACCUUUCAUCUUCUACUUACUCGUCAACGGAUCCUUCAUCGAGUACGGUCACAGCAACAUCUUCGGAGGAUACUUCAACCUUACAGCCAACAACUGACACUUCUUCACCUGAUAUUUCAACUCCAGAUUCGACAACAGAAACUUCAUCAGAGUCGUCUCCGACUGACUUGACAACGGAAUUUUCAACAGAAACUUCCCCCUUUAGUACCUCCACAGACAUCUCUUCUUCUAUUUCGUCCACAGACCCGGAUUCAAGUACAGUGACGGAAACGUCGUCUACCGAUUUUUCAACAACUGAAUCUACUCUUUCUUUCACAUCUUCUGUUUCAUCGGAAUCGUCGCCGAGUACGCUCACGGAAACAUCUUCGGUCGAUACUUCUACAACGUCGGUUACUGAGUCCUCUGUUUCUCCAUCUGAAGAAAUAACAACGGAAACAUCAAUAGAUACAACUCCGUUUAGUUCAACCACAGAUUUCCAAUCAUCAACUUAUUCUUUCUCUGAAUCUUCCUUGAGUACCUUCACAGAAACUAUGUCGACUGAAAUUUCUACUUCCGAUAGCUACUCGUCAAGCGCGACAACUGAUUCUUCUACGCUUGAUAUUUCAACUUCAGAUUCGACUACAGAAACAGUUUCGUUGUCAGAGACCUCUUCGAUAUCCACAGACUUAACAACGGACAUUUCAACCGAAACCUCCACAGACCCUUCAACUUCCAUUUCGUCUACUGAACCGUCUUCCAGUACAGAGACCGAAACAUUUCCCUCGACAAGUGAAUCGACAAUUAUUUUCACAUCUUCUGCUUCGUCGGAACCGUCUUCGAUCACAGAAACAACUUUGACCGAUAUUUCUACAACUGAAUGGACGACAGCUUCAACAGAGUUGAGUUCACCUUCCUCUGAAGUAGAAACCACUGAAUCAUCGACAGAGACAACUCCUUAUGGUACAUCGCCAUCAGACUUUACAUCUUCUAUCAUUUCUUCCUCGGACCCUUCAUCGAGUACUGUCACAGAAACAUUAUCUACUGAAAUUUCGACCUCCGAGGCUUCCAUAACAAGCACUUCUACUGAUAUGUCGACAUCAGAAAUGACAACAGAAACAACUGAUUUUUCUGAUACUUCUUCAUCUUCAACAGAAACGUCUUUCUACAGUACGUCCACAGACAUCACAGCUUCUGUUUCUACCUCGUCGGAACUUUCCUCUAGUACAUCGACCGAAACUUCGUCUAGCGACUUUUCGACUACUGAUUUAACCACCGAUUUCCCAUCUUCAAUGUCUUCUUCCUCGGAACCUUCGUCGAGUACUUUCACAGAAAUAUCUUCUACCGAUGUUUUUACCACUGAAUGGACAACAGUUUUUACAGAGUCGUCGACCUCAUCCUCAGAAGAUGUAACAACCGAAAUGACAACAGUAAUCACCGAUUCGACUUUUUCGGUGUCCACUUCUUCCGAACCUUCGUCGAGCACAGAAAUGUCUUCGACCGAUAUUUGGACAACCGAAUUGACGACAGUUUUUACAGAUUCCAGUUCACUCUCUUCUGAGGUACAAACCACAGAAACAACGCCGUUCACCUCAGAUUUUCCGACAUCUAUUUCUACAUCCUCGGAACCAUCGUCGACUAGUACAAUGUAUGAAACAUCGUCAAGUGACGUCUACACAUCAGGAACAUUUUCUACUGAAGAAGUAACGACAGAAAUUUCAACAGAAACUAUUUCGACCACAGACGCCACAUCAUCUGUUUAUUCUUCCUCGGAACCUUCGACUAGUACGAUCAUAGACAUUUCAUCAACUUCAGUUUCCGAGACUGACUCGUCCAGUACCAUAAUCGAUUCUUCAACAUCAGAUAUGUCGACAACAGAUUCAACAACAGAAACAAAUUAUUCGUCGGAGACGUCUUCUAUUUCUACCGACUUGUCGACUGAAGCGUCAACGGAAACAUCUCCCUUUAGUACCUCCACAGACCUUCCUUCUUCUGUUUCGUCAACUGAGCCGGAUUCCAGUACAGUAACCGAAACGUCGUCCACCGAUAAUUCAACUGAAUCAACAACGCCUUUCGCAUCUUCCGCUUCGUCGGAGUCGUCGUCGAUAACAGAAACUACCGAAAUUUUGACAACUGAUUCAACCACAGACCUUUCAUCUUCUAUUUACUCGUCAACGGAUCCUUCAUCGAGUACGGUUACAGAAACAUCUUCGGAGGAUACUUCAACCUUACAGCCAACAACUGACACUUCUUCACCUGAUAUUUCAACUCCAGAUUCGACAACAGAAACUUCAUCAGAGUCGACUCCGACUGACUUGACAACAGAAACUUCCCCCUUUAGUACCUCCACAGACGUUUCUUCUUCUAUUUCGUCCACAGACCCAGAUUCCAGUACUGUAACCGAAACGUUGUCCACCGAUAUUUCAACUGAAUCGACAACACCUUUCGCUUCUUCCACUUCAUCGGAGUCGUCGUCGAUAACAGAAACUACCGAAAUUUUGACAACUGAUUCAACCACUGAUUAUCCAACUUCUACUUACUCGUCAACGGAUCCUUCAUCGAGUACGGUUACAGAAACAUCUUCGGAGGAUACUUCAACCUUGCAGUCAACAACAUCUAAUACUGAAUCUUCUCCUGAAAUAACAACCGAAACAUCAACAGAUACAGUCCCUUUUAGUUCAACCACAGAUUUUACGUCAGAUUAUCCAUCUUCUAUUUACUCCUCGACGGAUCCUUCUUCGAGCACCGUUGCGGAAACGACUUCUAUUGAAUUUUCAACUUCAAGUGACUUCUCGUCAAGCACGAUAACCGACACUUCUUCAUCUGAUAUUUCAACUUCAGAUUCGACAACAGAAACUUCUGUAUCAGAGGACUUUUCAACAUCCACUGACUUGACAACGGAAGUUUCAACAGAAAUGUCCGGAUUCAGUACCUCUACAGACUUUACGACUUCGAUUUUGUCUACUGAACCACCUUCCAGUACGGAUACCGAAACUUUGUCGACCGAUGCUUGGACAACUGAUUCAACCACAGAUUUUCCAUCCUCUUUUUACUCUUCAACGGAUCCUUCGUCGAGUACGGUCACAGAAACAACAUCUUUUAGUACCUCCACAGAGAACACUUCUUCUAUUUCAACUUCCGAUCCGUCGUCUAGCAGCACAGAGACCGAAACUUUGCCCUCAGAUUUAUCAACAGAUGGAUUGACAACUGAUUUUACAGAGGCGACAUCCUCCUCCUCUACAUUCGAAUCCACAUUAAUUCCAACAGAAACAUCUGUGUAUAGUACAACCACAGAUUCGAAUGCUGGUAUUACAGAGUCCAUUUCUCCCACGUCUGAAGUGGAAACCACUUUAAAAUCCACAAAAGAACCCCCUGUUUCUUCGACAACUUCUGACUCAACAACCAUUACCAAUUCUCCAGAAACACCAACUGACGCUUCUUCUUCUUCCAUAUCCACGUCGACGGAGUUUUCGUCUUCGUUUACUUCUACUACAGAUCCAACCAAAAAUCCAAAUGACUUAAACGACAAAAUGAAUAAAACUCAAUUCUAUGUGAUACUUGGUGUUGUUGUGGGAUUACUAUUGCUAUUGCUGCUGGUUUUCACUAUUCUCGCCAUCACAUAUGCAAGGAGAAGAAACAAUGUACCUCUUUUACCUUUAACUCAAGCACCAAGUGAAAACAGCUACGGAUCGCAAGAGAGAAGAGUGCGCGGGCUUUUACGUACUCCUUUACGUGGUUACUGAUUUAAAAAAUUUACCUCACACAUCCUUCAUUUUAAAAUAGGCCGAAUCAUUGAGUGAUUAAUUUGUACUCUUACCGCCAUCCUGCAUAUAUUUCAUAAGGUGUCGAAUUGUUUUCCCUCCAAUGUAGAUAUUCUCAAUUUUUGUUUCGACUAUUUUGUCUAAUUCCUUAAUUUAAUUCAAUCUGAAAUUUCCAAUCGAAUUGUCAUAUGAAAUUAUGAACUGUGUUCUAGAAAUAUUAGGAAGCAUCCAAUGGGAAGAUAUACACAGUAUUCUUAUCGAAAAUUCAUGUGACAGCUGUCAAAAGUAUUGACAUGUCAACUUUUGUUGAGUAAUACAGUGUAUGUCUAGGCAGUUUAGUGACUGUUGUUGACUGAAA